AGCCUUCUGCCUGAGAAGUUUACCCAUCUUGACAUGCACAAGAAAUGAAAACAUUAGCUGCCAUGCUUGGAAUUGGGAAGUCGUUUUGGGUCCUCUUCUUAAUCCCACAUCUGGGCAUCUGGAAUAUUGACGGGGAAACAUGUAAUGCACAAAUACAUAUUAAGAGAGAUACCAUGUAUAAUGCUUUAGCAGGGAAAUCAUUUCAACUGGAUUGUCCUGUGGAUAAGUGUGCUAAUACACACAACGUAACCUGGUGCAAGAUUGAAGGAGAAAAGUGUCCACUUCUUGGGGAAACGCAUCAUAGAAAAAUGAAGCAGAAUGAAAAGAAGGAUAUUUUGGUUUAUAGUUUGUAUUUUGACCAAGCACUGGCCAGUGACAAUGGAUCAUACCGCUGUUCUGCAAAUGUUUCCUCUGGACUCCUUGAGAGCUACUCAAUAACUCUAUAUGUGACAGGGGAACAAAAGAAGCCUUCUGAUACAGCAGAAAGGAGAAUUAGUCUGGUUGAUGUUCCUCAGCCCUGUGGAAGUGAGCAAACUAAAAAGAGCACAAGGCAAAAUUCCCAAAACCUGCCUUUAGAAACUGAAGUUUAUGAUAAUGACCCCUGGUGUGGGGUUCAGGAGGAGCCUGGAGUUUAUUCUAUCCAAUGUCUGGAGGAAAACAGACAGGGCGUUGUGUAUGCUUCACUGAACCACUCCGUCAUUGAAAUGAACCAAAGACAGGCAAGAAACAUGAAAGAGGCACCUACAGAAUAUGCAGCCAUAUGUGUGAGGAGUUAA
This is a messenger RNA of Pteronotus mesoamericanus, 776 nucleotides long. It is a transcript of the gene BTLA, whose product is annotated as B and T lymphocyte associated. Bases 45 to 776 code for a protein of 243 amino acids. Gene Ontology annotation, cellular component: plasma membrane. The transcript is spliced from 4 exons. NCBI's taxonomy places the organism in Eukaryota, Metazoa, Chordata, Mammalia, Chiroptera, Mormoopidae. The record is from RefSeq and is a predicted model, not a curated record. Gene Ontology annotation, biological process: immune response-regulating cell surface receptor signaling pathway. Gene Ontology annotation, molecular function: signaling receptor activity.